Carassius auratus (goldfish) is the source of this 2976-nucleotide messenger RNA. Its product is annotated as katanin p60 ATPase-containing subunit A1. Gene Ontology annotation, molecular function: ATP hydrolysis activity; ATP binding; microtubule severing ATPase activity. The transcript has 11 exons. The record is from RefSeq and is a predicted model, not a curated record. Gene Ontology annotation, cellular component: microtubule cytoskeleton. Lineage: Eukaryota; Metazoa; Chordata; Actinopteri; Cypriniformes; Cyprinidae. The coding region runs from base 148 to 1668 and encodes 506 amino acids. Gene Ontology annotation, biological process: microtubule severing.
UUUUUUACUUUUGCUUCAGCCUUCACAGUCCGAAGUGCCCUUCCCAAACAAUUGAACUCAUGAGUUUGUGUGGAUACUAAAUUAUUUCAAGCAUAAUCCUCGUACAAAGCAUUACACACAUGAGUUUUGGUCCAUAAUAUCUGUUGAAUGCUGAGUCUUUUCUUUUCUAACACUUUCGUGGAAAGUUUUACACACUUCAGAGACUACAGAUCACUUCACAGAAUGAGUUUGGCGGAGAUCAAUGAGAAUGUGAAGCUGGCCAGAGAGUACGCGCUGCUGGGGAACUACAGCUCUGCGGUGGUCUGUUAUCAGGGGGUCCUGGAGCAGAUCGGAAAAUACCUCUACUCACUCAGAGAACCCUCUCUACAGCAGAAAUGGCAGCAGGUCUGGCAGGAGAUAAAUGAGGAAACUAAGCAAGUUCGGGAGAUCAUGACAACACUUGAGAGCUUCCAGCAGGAGUCGACCCCAUCCAAACCCAGCAGCUUUGGCCAGGAGAAUGACAUUAUGCCUGUUCACGUGGAGCACAGGCCGUCUCCAUGUGUAGUGCGGAAAUCUUCCGGCCCGCACAAAGAAAGCAAAGGCCACGGGAACCGAUUGAGCGCUGGGCACCGCAACCAACCACGACCCUCACCUCGUGUUGCCAAUGGGGAUAAGGGAAAACCUCAGAAAGGCAAAGAAAAGAAGGAAAACCCAUCCAAGCCAAAAGAUGAGAGAGGUGUGGAGACGGAGGUGAAGAGGUUCGACAGAGGAGGAGAGGACAAAGAUCUGAUUGAAACUCUGGAGAGAGACAUCAUCUCCCAAAACCCCAAUGUCACAUGGGAUGACAUUGCUGACCUGGAGGAGGCCAAGAAGCUUUUGAAGGAAGCUGUGGUUCUGCCCAUGUGGAUGCCGGAGUUCUUCAAAGGAAUAAGACGCCCGUGGAAGGGAGUGUUGAUGGUGGGUCCACCAGGCACAGGAAAGACAUUGCUGGCCAAAGCUGUAGCCACUGAGUGCCGAACCACCUUCUUUAACGUGUCCUCCUCCACCCUCACCUCCAAAUACAGAGGGGAGUCGGAAAAACUUGUGCGGCUGCUGUUUGAGAUGGCACGCUUUUACGCCCCCGCCACCAUCUUCAUUGAUGAGAUAGACUCCAUAUGUAGCCGUAGAGGAAACUCUGAGGAACAUGAAGCCAGCAGACGUGUCAAAGCUGAACUACUCGUCCAGAUGGAUGGUGUUGGUGGGACGUCUGAAAACGACCCUUCGAAGAUGGUCAUGGUUCUGGCAGCCACCAACUUCCCAUGGGACAUCGAUGAAGCUCUGAGACGCAGGCUAGAGAAGAGGAUUUACAUUCCUCUGCCCUCAGCUAAAGGAAGAGUGGAGUUACUCAAGAUCAGCCUGAAGGAGCUGGAGCUGGCCAGUGAUGUCAAUGUGGACAAGAUCGCUGAGCAGAUGGAGGGAUACUCUGGUGCUGACAUCACCAAUGUUUGCAGAGAUGCGUCCCUGAUGGCAAUGAGAAGGCGGAUUGAGGGCUUGACCCCUGAGGAGAUACGAAACCUGUCGAAAGAUGAGAUGCACAUGCCCACUACAAUGGAGGACUUUGAGACGGCACUCAAGAAAGUGUCCAAGUCUGUAUCUGCUGCUGACCUAGAAAAAUAUGAAAAGUGGAUAGCGGAGUUUGGCUCCUGCUGAUGAUGCCAAAGAACCUUAAUCGUUCCUCCUUACAGUCACCGUUAGCACUUUGAAAGACUGAGGGUCAGUUUCACUAAAUCUCCGAGCACUUCCACCUUGUACCAGACUGAAAUCAAAGGGUGGAAGUCUUGCCUUAAAUGAGGUUUGUAUCUUGAGUUUACAGAUUCACAGUAAUAGUUUAAUAUAUAAUAGUAAUAGAAUUGGUUUUACAUACAGGACUUUUCAGAGCUGCUUCGCUUGAUACAGGUUAAGCUUUCUCUUAAACUGAAAUUCACUCGCAUCAGUUUGUAAGGAUGAAGGCUGAACUAAUUAUCCAGUAAAUCCAGAGUGCUGGAGUCUGGGAAACCUGUUUUGGUGCUCUUAUAACAAACAGCCCCAUGAUGUGUUGCCUAACUGUAGUGUGUACAGACAAUAAUGUUAAUGUGGACACAGGAUUGUUUGAUCUUUACUUGCAAAAUCACUGCCAAUGACCAAAGACCAGCUGUCCAGCUAUUCUCUGUUGUCUCCAAAUGCCACUUGAAGCGAAAAGCUAUGCAAGCUAAAAAAGUUUUUUGCUCCUGUGGUUGAUUUAAAGGCCAAAGUUUCCAGCAUCGGACAAUUGUCUUAAUAGUGAUGAGACCAGCGUGUCUUAAAGGUGUACAGCACUUGACUUUUAUAAACACUAUGGAACUGGUUUCUUUUCAUUACUAACAUUCCAUUGCCAUGAUCAAGUUUUAAAAUGAUGUAUUUUGUUGAAAUAAAUAUUUUUUAAAAGACUCGGAGACAAAAUAAUUUGAGCAGAAUUUACUCUUGUAACAAACUUGGAGGAAAAACAUCAUAAUGCAUCAGAAUGACAGAAAAUGACCCAUUUCAUUAUAAGCCAAUGAAAUGGCUACACUGAAAUAUAAGCAUCCUGCUGAAAUGUUUAAAAUGUUGAGGUACAUCGCUUGAAAUGACUGAAACAUUGUGAUGUGAUGGUGAAUGCUUUGACACUGCUCAGACCCCAGUGUACAAAUCUUCAUUUCAUUCAUCUAAUGCAGGUCAGAGUUGAAAUGUAUUGCUGCUGUGCAUGCUUAACAUAACAGGCAAUAGCUGACGCAACAUGAUUAUUAACAUUAAGCAACAGUUUUAUACAAUCCAUUUAAAACAGAGAAAUAAUCCAUUUAAAUAAUAUGGACAGUUUAAAUCAGCCAUUAAAGUUAUAUUGAUGGUCCUUUACAUUAAUGGAUUAUUUGUCCAUUUGUCCUUUAUAAUGCUGUACCCUUUAAUUGUCAGUAAUGACACAAUGUCAUGUCCAUACAACAGGCAAAGCAAUACCUAGUAUUACCA